Molecule: messenger RNA, 1336 nt
Organism: Pimephales promelas (fathead minnow)
Lineage: Eukaryota; Metazoa; Chordata; Actinopteri; Cypriniformes; Leuciscidae
Biological process (GO): regulation of gene expression
Cellular component (GO): nucleus
Molecular function (GO): DNA binding
Source: RefSeq, a predicted model, not a curated record
ACUUCUGUUAGCACAGCAAACCUUAUGUGUUUGAUUUGAAAGGGGGGACUUUCACGCGCUCGUAAUCGGUACCUGUAUUGUCUGUAUUUAUCAUUUAAAUACAGCGAUCUAAAAUAGUAAAAUGACUAAACUUGAUCGUCUGAAUACUUUCAUGACCGAGCGCUUAAUGGCUGCUGUGAAGGAGAUCCUCUUUACAGUCGGCAGAACGGUUCGGGAGUAUGAGGAGGAAACGGAGCGAAUCAGAAGCGAGAACGAGCGACUGAAACAAAUGUUACGAGACUCAGGGUGCAUCCGUGAACGCGCAAAUCCUGCUCCUUUGCAGUCUUAUCAGCCAGUUUCCCCUGUGCAGCCUGGAUGGAUCUGCAGCCAGAAUGAGGAGCCAGAACCCUUUGAAGAGAUCCAUCAGGACAGAUGCCAGAGACAUAGCGAACAACAUCCGCUCAUAAAACCGGAAAAACCUGAAUACUCUGCCGACGCUUACCGGGAAUCUGUGGAUUUGCCUACAGAAGCCAGCAACAAUGAGGGCUCACACAUGUGCACUGAUCACACCGAACAGAGUACACAUCCGGUUGAGGAUGAGACGACAAACUGUCAUUUCCCAACUAAAAUCAAAGUUGAGUUCAUGAACUCUAACUUGUGUUCAGGCGAUGAAAUGGGGAGCACUGAAGAUGUAUAUCAGAGCUGGUCGCCACGCAGUCCAGACUUGCCUUUAGGGACAUCGGACCCCUACAGAGCACAACACCCAAACCAGCCAACAUACCCGAGCGGUGAAGCUCCUCCCACAGUAUCCCAGCAUAGCAGUUCAUCUUAUGACGCCAAUCACGUUUCAUAUCACAACAUACUAUGCACCAACGGGGCGUACUGUAGCAGUAAAUGCUGUGAAAUGCAAAAGAGGACAAUUGCCAAAUCAAGCCCUGUAUGGAAGUAUUUCUCUCUAAAAGAAGGCGAUUGUAGCAAAGCAGUGUGCAUUAUGUGCAGGGCCGUCAUAUCGCGCGGUCGCAAAGAGUACACAACUUCGGCCCUUCUAAAGCACCUUCGGAUGAAACAUGGAAAUGUGCUAAUCUUCGGCAGUGCCGAGAAGAGACGAAUGAAAGAGAUUACGAGAAAGACUAUGUGAAAACCUCUAAACCGCUCUCAAUCAGCAUGGACACUGGCUAUUGUGCGCCAUGGCGAACCGCUGAGUGAACCCCAGUGGUGGUGUAACAUUCUGAUUUUGGUGUGUUUUCAAACGAAUCGUUUCAUCAAAAUCAACAUUGUAUGGGUUGAGAUAGGGCAGUCAGAUACGUAUUGGUCAUCCAAACCUUUUGAUUAUGUUUACAGACAAAGUGUAAAAUUA